This is a messenger RNA of Hibiscus syriacus, 1233 nucleotides long. RefSeq lists its product as uncharacterized. Bases 1 to 1233 code for a protein of 410 amino acids. The transcript has 5 exons. The record is from RefSeq and is a predicted model, not a curated record. NCBI's taxonomy places the organism in Eukaryota, Viridiplantae, Streptophyta, Magnoliopsida, Malvales, Malvaceae.
AUGGCUGCUGAGUUAGUGGGUUUUUUCACUAACCUCAUUGGCUCUCCUGACCCCUCAGUUAAAGGCUACUCUGCUGAAAGUCUAAAGAGCUUGAUUAAUGUUUGUUUGCCUGAAGGUGCUGAUAUAUGUCUUACUAAGGAGGCUUUUGAUUCUGUUAAUUGGAAUUUCUUACUGUCUGUUCUUGAGGCAAUGGGGUUGCCUGAUGUGUUUUUUAAUUGGAUCAAGGCUUGUAUUACCACCCCUAUGUACUCUGUUUGCUUGAAUGGUAGUUUAGUGGGGUAUUUUCAAGGGGCUAGAGGGAUUAGGCAAGGGGAUCCUCUAUCCCCUUAUCUUUUUGUUAUUGUAAUGAAUGUCCUAUCCUCCCUGUUGAAUGUUGCUGCCAAGAGAGGAAUUUUUAGAUUCCAUCCUAAGUGCAAGAAAGUCUCUCUCACUCACAUUUGCUUCGCGGAUGAUCUGCUAGUCUUUUUCCAUGGUUCCCUUGAGUCUGUGUUGGGAGUGCAAAGCACUUUAGAGGUUUUCUAUGAACUGUAUCUUGGAGUACCCCUUGUCACUCGUAAACUCACAGGGAAGGACUGCUCUGCUCUCUUGGAACGUAUUAAAGGUAAACUAGCUCAUUGGUCUAGCAAAAAGCUCAGCUUUGGUGGCAGGCUGCAGCAGCUUGUUCUCCCCAAGGGGAUCAUCAAUGAUGUUGAGAGGCUUUGCAUGCGGUUUUUCUUGAAAGGUUGUGAUGCCCUUGCCAGAGAUGCUCGUGUAAGUUGGAGCCAGUUACAUGCAUACUGUCUUAAAGCUGUAAGCUUCUGGGAAGUUGAGUACAAAGCCUACUUCAACUGGAUUUUGAAAAAGCUGCUGAAGCUUCAUGAGGAGGCUAGGAAUUUGUUUAUUCCUUGUGCUAAUUGGAACCUGAUCAAGGGUAAAUGGCUUUGGGACCAUAUUAGAGUUCGUGCAGAGAAAGUUAGUUGGCACAUGAUCAUUUGGUUUCCUUCUCAUAUUUUGAAAUUCUCCUUUAUUGCUUGGAUGGCCAUCCUUGAUAGACUGCCUACGAGAGAUAGGCUGAUUCGAUUCGAUUCGAUUUGGUCUUGGAUAAUGGAUGUGUCAUGUUUGGGUCUGGGAUUGAGUCCCGUGACCAUCUCUUUGUUGAUUGCUCCUUUGCUCAAGAAGCUUGGAAUGCUGUGUAGGUCUCCUGUGGGAUUCUUCCUGCUUCGCUUAAAUGGAAUGAUCGCCUUCAAUGGUUGA